AUGUCUAAAGGAAAAGUUUGUUUGGCUUACUCUGGUGGUUUAGAUACCUCAAUUAUUCUAGCUUGGUUAUUAGAACAAGGUUAUGAAGUUAUUGCAUUCCUUGCUAAUGUCGGUCAAGAAGAAGAUUUUAAAGCCGCUGAAGAAAAAGCUCUAAAAAUUGGUGCUACUAAAUUUGUCUCUGUCGAUUGUCGUGAAGAAUUCGUUAAAGAUAUUUUAUUCCCAGCUGUUCAAGUUAAUGCUGUCUAUGAAGAUGUUUAUCUAUUAGGUACUUCUUUAGCUAGACCAGUUAUUGCUAAGGCUCAAAUCCAAGUUGCUGAACAAGAAGGUUGUUUUGCUGUUGCUCAUGGUUGUACUGGUAAAGGUAAUGAUCAAAUUAGAUUUGAAUUAGGUUUUUACGCUUUAAAACCAGAUGUUAAAGUCAUUGCUCCAUGGAGAUUACCAGAAUUUUUCGAAAGAUUUGCAGGUAGAAAGGAUCUUUUAGAUUAUGCUGCUGAAAAGGGUAUUCCAGUUGCACAAACUAAAUCUAAGCCUUGGUCAACUGAUGAAAACCAAGCUCAUAUCUCUUAUGAAGCUGGUAUUCUUGAAGAUCCAAACACUACUCCACCAAAGGAUAUGUGGAAAUUGAUUGUUGAUCCAGAAGAUGCUCCAAAUAAACCACAAGAAUUACAAUUAGAUUUUGAAAAGGGUUUACCUGUUAAAUUAUCUUAUAAUGGUAAAUCUGUUACUGCUCCAUUAGAUAUCUUUUUAGAAGUUUCUUCUUUAGCAAGAGCUAAUGGUGUUGGUAGAAUCGAUAUCGUUGAAGAUCGUUACAUUAAUUUGAAAUCUAGAGGUUGUUAUGAACAAGCUCCUUUAACUGUCUUAAGACGUGCUCAUGUUGAUUUAGAAGGUCUUGUCUUAGAUAAAGAAGUUCGUCAAUUAAGAGAUUCUUUUGUUACACCAAAUUAUUCUAGAUUACUUUAUAAUGGUUCUUAUUUCACUCCAGAAUGUGAAUAUAUUAGAUCAAUGAUUGCUCCAUCUCAAGAACAUGUUAAUGGUUCAGUUAGAUUAUCUUUAUACAAAGGUAAUGUAUUUGUUCUAGGUAGAUACUCUAACACUGAAAAACUGUAUGAUGCUACUGAAUCAUCAAUGGAUGAACUAACAGGUUUUGAACCAACUGAUACUACUGGUUUCAUUGCUAUUCAAGCUAUUAGAGUUAAGAAAUACGGUGAAGCUAAGAAGGCUCGUGGUGAAACACUAACUUUAUAA
Molecule: messenger RNA, 1245 nt
Organism: Maudiozyma saulgeensis
Lineage: Eukaryota; Fungi; Ascomycota; Saccharomycetes; Saccharomycetales; Saccharomycetaceae
Source: the annotation of a GenBank genome assembly